Fonsecaea multimorphosa CBS 102226 is the source of this 627-nucleotide messenger RNA. RefSeq names its product peptidyl-prolyl cis-trans isomerase B. Lineage: Eukaryota; Fungi; Ascomycota; Eurotiomycetes; Chaetothyriales; Herpotrichiellaceae. The transcript is spliced from 3 exons. Bases 1 to 627 code for a protein of 208 amino acids. The record is from RefSeq and is a predicted model, not a curated record. Gene Ontology annotation, molecular function: peptidyl-prolyl cis-trans isomerase activity. Gene Ontology annotation, cellular component: fungal-type vacuole; endoplasmic reticulum. Gene Ontology annotation, biological process: protein peptidyl-prolyl isomerization; protein folding.
AUGGCUAAUAUCCAGCGGAUCGUCAUUUCGCUGAUGGUCAUUUUGACCGCUACCUUCCUUUUCAUGGGACAGACAGCACAGGCGGCCAAGGGUCCCAAGAUCACCCACAAGGUCUACUUCGACAUUGAGCAUGAUGGCCAACCGCUAGGUCGCAUUGUUAUGGGUCUCUACGGCAAGACUGUUCCCAAGACCGCAGAGAACUUCCGAGCAUUGGCCACUGGCGAAAAGGGUUUCGGCUAUGAAGGAUCAUCCUUCCACCGCGUUAUCAAACAGUUCAUGAUUCAGGGUGGUGACUUUACAAAAGGAGAUGGUACUGGGGGCAAGUCAAUCUACGGUGACAGGUUUGAAGAUGAGAACUUCAAGUUGAAGCACACGAAGAAGGGCCUGCUAAGCAUGGCCAAUGCGGGCAAGGACACAAACGGGUCACAAUUCUUCAUCACCACCGUUGUUACAAGCUGGCUCGAUGGCCGUCAUGUCGUUUUUGGGGAAGUGCUCGAGGGCUACGAUGUGGUCGAGCAGAUUGAAAAUGUACCCAAGGGGUCGGGUGACCGUCCAGCCAAGCCGGUCAAGAUCGUCAAGAGCGGAGAGCUGCCUGUGCCGCCCGAAGGUAUUCACAACGAACUUUAG